AUGGAGCAAACUGUUCAAAAUCAAGGAACUUUAAUUCAGUCGCUAUUAGUUAGAGAAUCAAAUAUCAUUAGUCAACCUGCAUUCGUGAGUGAUAUAAAUAAUGGAGUACAUCAUGAUACAGGAUCUUAUCACACUACCAAGGUUUCCUCAGGCAUGUUUCCGCAUGUUCAAGCAGUGGCACCGAACAUUCGGAAGCAGAUUUUAGAAGGCAUAAACGUACUACCAAGUAAAUCUUUGGAAUGUAAGAAUUUAUUGUCUACCAAGAAAUUUCCCGAUGAUGUUACGAAACUGGUAGAUGACGAACUUCGUAAAGGAUACCUUAUUGGACCAUUUACAAAACCUCCGUUUGAUACUUAUAGAAUUAGUCCGAUAGGUAUUGUUGAAGGAAAAUAUUCAAAAAAGAAAAGAUUAAUUCUAGACCUCUCGGCUCCUCACAACAAUGAUGAGCAUCACAGCAUCAACGAUUUGAUAAAUAAGGAAGACUAUUCAUUAACCUAUUACUCAAACAAUCAGACUGGGUAUCUUGAAAUACUUCCUGCUGGACGUUUACAGGCUUUAUAUCAACAAUAA
This is a messenger RNA of Mytilus trossulus (common blue mussel), 570 nucleotides long. RefSeq lists its product as uncharacterized. Bases 1 to 570 code for a protein of 189 amino acids. The record is from RefSeq and is a predicted model, not a curated record. Lineage: Eukaryota; Metazoa; Mollusca; Bivalvia; Mytilida; Mytilidae. The transcript is spliced from 3 exons.